ACUUUCCUAUUUGGGCUUUUCGGCUCCACGUUUAGUUUUCCAGGUGCCAAACGAUAUCAGGACUAACUGCCAUGUUGUGGGGGUAAGUUCAUAGCACCCAAUGACGUCAUUCACCUGCAAACUCGACUUCUUCACAAACGCCAUCUUUGUAUCCAUGCUGCCUCCAAACAAAUCCAAGCCAUGCCUUCCACCGAUACAGAAGACAAAGAAAUAGACGCACGCUCAAGCACAGCGCUCGUCUCAACACAGCGCAACCUGCGUUAUCUGUACGACCCAAAAACCGCCCCAAACGCCGUUUCCUCUCGUCGCACACGUGCAUUCCUCCGCGUUGUGCGCUCAGGCCUCAUCUUUGCAUUCUGGAGGAUCGUCCGAUAUGCCAAGUACGUUGCGAUUGGCUCCUUGGUAGCGACAGUAGGUGCUGGGGCAUUUGGCACUCUGAUUAGUGGAGUGGGAUUUGUGUUGGCGCCCACAGGCAUCGCGGGCACAAUUUUCGCAGCGACAGUGUGGGGAGUUGGCAGGUUCGCGCUAAGGAGGUUGAAGAGGAGGUGGGGGAAGGGGAGGGGGUAUGAGAAUGAGGAGGAAUAUGAGGAGCAGCGGGAGAGGAGAAGUCAGCAGAGUGGAAUAUGGGGCUGA
Exserohilum turcica Et28A is the source of this 633-nucleotide messenger RNA. RefSeq lists its product as uncharacterized. The transcript has a single exon. Bases 181 to 633 code for a protein of 150 amino acids. The record is from RefSeq and is a predicted model, not a curated record. NCBI's taxonomy places the organism in Eukaryota, Fungi, Ascomycota, Dothideomycetes, Pleosporales, Pleosporaceae.